AUGAGACUACUGGUAACGAGUCUCCUCUUCAUGCUGCUGGCAGUUGGCAGGACGAUGGCAGCACCACCAAAGUCGCCCACUAGCCACGUGAUGCAACGUUCCGAGCAGACUGAGCGUGGUUUCAUCAAGAGCUGCUACGACGUGCGCUUCUUCAAUCCCAGGGUCAUCAACUUCAAAAAAUAUAAGAAGACGUCGCCGUAUGUGGUGGCCAGAUGCCUCACACCGGACGCGGACAAAUGUUCGUGGAUGCCACCGUUCGCGUGCUUCGCGAACACUGACGGCGCAAUCACGUACGCAAGAGACGGGUUUUUCGACAAGUCUUGCUCGGCGUGCGAGUACCGGGCCGCGUUGGGCAAGAUGAAGUGCAGAUGCGAUAGUGAGUGGGGGGUGGUCGACGCCGUAGUCAAGAUUGGUAAGGAUGCCUGCCUGCCUGCAACUGUCGAUAACCAUAGACACAAGACGCCACCCCGGCUAACAGAUAGACCGGCAGAGGAUUACCUAUGGGUUGAGCAAGGUAGUCUCAUGUGUCAUGACUACACUGCCUUUCCGAUACCAUGUGCGGAGGAGGAGAUGACGAAGAUACGGUUCAUGACAGGUCAGGUCUAA
Colletotrichum destructivum is the source of this 606-nucleotide messenger RNA. RefSeq names its product Putative Cyanovirin-N superfamily. Bases 1 to 606 code for a protein of 201 amino acids. NCBI's taxonomy places the organism in Eukaryota, Fungi, Ascomycota, Sordariomycetes, Glomerellales, Glomerellaceae. The transcript has 2 exons. The record is from RefSeq and is a predicted model, not a curated record.